CACACUUUUCCCUUUACAACUUUCUCCCCUCUGCAAUCUACUUAUGAUAAACUUCCAUCCCCAGGCUGUAUGUCUUCCAUACAUCUGACAUCGCUCUAUGCACACACAUCAAGCAGUCAUGACUUGUGACAACUUUUCUCUUUUCAAGAGAAUCUAAAAAAAAGAAAAAGAAAUAAAAUCUCUUUUCUUGGCUGGAUGUGUGAGGAUGCCCUAACAUGGAUCGUACUCAGCUGCUGCUCUCGGUGCUGUCAGCCUUUGUGUGGAGCUUGCUGGCCAGCAGGAUGUGCCCGGACCUGAUCACUGACAGCUGCCUGUGCACGGCGGAGCGUUCCAAGGGACUCGGCCACCACAAAGUGCUGCUCAUCAAAGUGCUGUGCAAUGGAGGGGAGCUGCUGGAAACUUUACAUCCUGCGCUACUUCCCAACCUGACAGUCAGCCUGAUUCUGAGCAAUAACAAGAUAUCGCUGGUAAGGAACAGAGCUUUUUUUGGGCUGAACUCCCUGGAGAAACUAGAUCUGAGGAAUAACUUGAUUAGCACCAUCGAGCCGGGGGCCUUUUAUGGACUUUCUGAACUGAGGCGUCUUGACCUAUCUAACAACAGAAUUGGAUGUCUGUCAUCUGACAUGUUCUCAGGACUUCAUAACCUGCAAAAACUUAACCUAUCAGGAAAUAUUUUUUCAACACUGGAACCUGGUCUUUUCAAUGCACUUUCUUCACUAAAAGUCAUAUUUUUUGGUAGUGAAUCCCUCAUCUGUGACUGUAACCUUAAAUGGGUCUUGAAAUGGGCGGCAUCUUCAUCAGUUCGUAUCAGUGAGGACACUGUCUGUGAACACCCGCUUAACGUCCGGGGACUCGAAUUUCAUGCCCUACGAGAGAGCCAGUUAACAUGUGAUGGACCAUUGGCAAUACCCUUGUUUCAGAUAAUUCCAUCACAGAAGCAGAUUGUUUUCCAUGGUGAUCGCCUCCCCUUUCAUUGUACUGCUACAUACAUGAAAAGCACUAGUGAUAUUUACUGGCUUCAUGAUGGACGACUGAUUGAAAGUGACGAGGAGAGGGGGAUUUUUGUUGAAGAAAGCAUAGUUCAUGACUGCUGCUUAAUUACGCGUGAUCUAAUUUUGUCCAGUGUUGAUGUAGAUGCCUCGGGUAUUUGGGAAUGCCAAGUGAAUACUUCCUAUGGAAGCAUCUCCAAGCAAAUAGAGAUUGUUGUUCUGGAAACUGGAGCACCUUAUUGCCCCAUGGAAAGAAUAAUCAAUAACAAAGGGGAUUUUAGAUGGCCUAGAACGUUAGCUGGCAUGGUGGCUUUCUACCCCUGCAGAGCGUUUGCACUUGGCUCACUGCUUUAUGCUGAACAUGGAGAAGAACCACGAGCCUGGCGAAAGUGUGACCGCAAUGGACGCUGGGCAGAACAAGACUAUUCAGAAUGCCCCUUUACUCACGAAGUAACAAGACAUCUUCAUGCCUUCAGCCUGAUGCCUGUGAAUGACUCCAAUGUCCUUGAAUAUGCUCAGCAGCUAAUGACCUACACCAGGGGAGCCUCCGACUUCACGGAUAAGAUGGAUGUGGUGUUGGUGGCAUACAUGAUGGAAAGGAUGAUAACGUUUGUGGCACAAAUCAAACCUCUUGGAGGAAUUCUAGUAGAGAUUGCAAGUAACAUUAUGUCUGUAGAUGACCACAUUCUAUGGAUGGCGCAAAAUGAAGCCAAAGCAUGCACAAGAAUCGUGCAAUGUGUGGAAAAGAUCUCUGGCCUGUCGCUGGACAAUAAAACCCAAGUACUAUCAAAGGUUUCCCUUAAUAUCGCACUGGAGGCUGUCCUAAUCAAGCCCGCAACCUUUAUUGGCAUGACUUGCGUUGCCUACCAGCAAACAUCUGCACAUUCAGAGAGAUCAUUGAUCCGCAGUAAUAAGGAUGUAGAUACGGAAAAUAUUCACAAUUUAAUUUUAAAGUGCACCUCUGGCAGUCUGACCGACUCGCUGCUGAACUUCUCCACAAAAAACACUGUAGCCAUCGCCUCUAUUCAUUUACCACAGUCUGUAUUUGCACAGUCUCCAUCCUUACAAUCUGUUGAUAACUCCACUUGCAAGCUCCAGUUUAUCGUCUUUCGGAAUGGGAAACUCUUUCAGAUCACUGGGAAUACAUCAUAUCUUGCAGAUCAGGGCAAACGUCGGGAGGUUGCUACACCAGCUGUGCUUUCUAAAAUAGAUGGGUUCAAUUUUGGAAACCUCACUGACCCAUUGACCAUAGCCCUGAGACAUAUUACAAGGGGUGUAGACCCUAUUGCUGCCGUUUGGGAUUUUGACCUUCUUGACGGACAUGGGGGCUGGUGCGGAGAAGGCUGCCACUUAAUUACCUCUGCGGGCAACAUCACCACCCUUCAGUGUACUCACUUCGGGAACUUUGCAGUGCUAAUGGAUUUGAAGACUGUGCUGUCUUACCCUCAGUACCCAGGGGAGUUCCUGCACCCUGUGGUCUAUGCCUGCACUGCUGUGAUGUUGUUGUGCCUGUUCGCUUCUAUUAUCACCUACUUUGUGCACCACAGCACUAUCAGAAUCAGUAGAAAAGGAUGGCACAUGCUGCUUAAUUUCUGUUUCCACACCGCUCUCACUUUUGCUGUGUUUGCUGGGGGAAUCAACCGAACUGGCUAUCCCAUAAUAUGUCAGUCUGUUGGCAUUGUCUUGCAUUACUCUAGCCUGUGCACAGUCUUAUGGAUUGGUGUAACUGCCAGAAAUAUUUACAAGCAAGUUACAAGAAAACCUCUGCAAAACCAGAUUAGUGAACAGCCUGCAUUUCCAAAGCAGCCUAUGCUCAGAGAUAUUUACAUCGAGCCAAAAAGAGGGACACCUGAGGAAGAAAGGAGGACAGAGGGAUUUGAUUCCAAAAGAGGGACAGUUGGAAGGUUCUAUCUCAUAAGUGGCGGAGUACCUUUUAUCAUUUGUGGAGUAACUGCUGCAACCAACUUAAAAAACUAUGGGAAUGAGGAUAAUGCACCGUACUGUUGGAUGGCCUGGGAGCCCAGCCUGGGUGCAUUCUAUGGUCCGGUUGCAUUUAUUGUUCUGGUCACCUGUACUUACUUCCUCUGCACCUACGUGCAGCUGAAACGGCACCCUGAGCGGAAGUAUGAAUUAAAGGAAAGGACAGAGGAACAACAGAGGCUGGCAGGUGCAGAAAUGGGUCACAGUCAUAUGGCUGAAGCGGGACCAGUUGCCCAGGCAACCUGCUCCAUGAUUUCAUCAUCGCUGCUGGAAAAUGAGCAUUCAUUCAAGGCUCAGCUCCGAGCUGCUGCAUUCACUCUUUUCCUAUUUACAGCAACAUGGACCUUUGGGGCUCUUGCUGUAUCUCAAGGGCAUUUCCUGGAUAUGAUUUUUAGCUGCUUGUAUGGAGCAUUCUGUGUAACUCUAGGGCUCUUCACUUUGAUUCAUCACUGUGCAAAACGAGACGAUGUUUGGCAUUGUUGGUGGUCCUGUUGUCCAUCCAAAAGGAACGCAUACCCAGUGCCAGCCAACACUCGGCAGAAAGUAAACAUCAACGGAGAUGCCCAGGGGCAUGCAACUUGCAUUCAGGAAUCACCUUGUCCUAAUAAAUCCCCUAUGUACAAUCACCCUUCUGUGGGCCACUGCAAACUCACAAAUUUACAAGCCGCUCAGAAUCAUGUAAAUUGCCUUUCACCAGUCACGCCAUGCUGUGCAAAGAUUCACUGUGAACAGUUAAUGGAAGAUGAAGCUCACAUCCAUGUACAUAAUGAAGGUGCUUUCAGACCCAACAUGCACGUGCAUAGGUGUCUAAAGAGCAGAACUAAGCCACGCUACUUCAGUCGACAUAGGUCAGCCGCAGAAAGGGAGUACGCAUAUCACAUUCCUUCUAGUAUUGAUGGGAGUAUCCACAGCUCGCACACAGACAGUCCACAUAGUACGCACGAGGGCCACACAGGUCACCGACGGGGCUGUUGUGUAGCCAGCGAUUACCCCACCAUCAGCCAACCGGAGAGCAGCGAUGCAAGUACUGCAAUAUUUAGUUGUGGCAAAAUGCCUGACUCAGAUACUGUGCACCAUACUCACUUUGAGAUGCAACCAAGGAGACAAUCAUUCCCUUUUAACACAACAAAUCCCAACGGGGUACCCAAGGGUAGCAUGCACGAAGCCAUGAUCUAUAGUUCUGAUACAGGAAAUAUAAAAACAGGUCCAUGGAGAAAUGAAACUACUGUGUAGUUCUGGGCAUAGCUCACAUAUUUCUCCUUGCGCUGGUAAAAAAACGUAUGCCAUGUUUUCAUUUUCACUUGUUAAGUGUCUGUACAGCACACCAGCACAUGUACAAUGCUUGGUUCUGUUUUGUUCAUACAAAGAAACCGAUGACAAUGUGGCAAUUGUGAAAAAAAAUUAAGAGGAAUAAUAAGUAUUGCAAAGAACCAUGAACAUGAUGGUGGAAUAUAGAUUGAAGAGGCAAUAUCCUUUUUUUAUGUUUUGUUGAAUCCUGAGCUCUUCGUUUUGCAUAUAAAAAGGUAACUUGGCCCAAAUCAGGUGUCUGCUUUUAAGAAGAGGUGGGGGAGGGUUUGGUCCUCCAUAUACAAGCUGAAUUCACCCAGUCCAGUGACAUUGGUAAUAAGGCUUUAAAACUGUGCUUAGGCUGUGAGGUUUAUCUCCCCCACCAGGACCAACGAUAACCAUGCAGUUUUUGGGGAUCAAACCUGCCCCCACCCUUUGAAAAUCAUUUUUGUGGAGGUUGUUACUUUCAGGUUUACUUGACAAUAAAUUAUUAUAAUUUCUGUAAUAUGUCCUACACAUUCUGAUGAGAUUUUAUAUAUCUCCAAUAGAAAUCAUGUAUUUCAAUGUUGUUUAAGGAUGUGAAUGAAAGAAAAAAAAAAUCUAUUGACUAAAAGGUGGUCGUUUUGUGAUCUAAGCCAGCUUCCAGGAGAAUAUAGACACAUUUUUCCAUAGCAACCAUCAGGCAAUUAGAAUUGUGCUUGGGAUGGCAUUAGUUCUAAGUAAACUGGUACAGUAAACAUUGGUCAGAUUUGUAAAAUGGUCACUUGUAUAUUUUAGUGAAUUCAGGGUUAAAAAGUUUGCAUCUGGGGCAUGGUUUUCUAAUACUAUUUCCCAUACCCUUGCCUGCCACAAACUAAGUUAAUAGGUUAAAUACUAUUGAGCCCAUAUUCUUCAUUCUUUGUUUAAUAUACAUAUUUUUUGUAAAUGCCCUUUAAAUCAGAUUUUUUGUAUGAAGUAUUUUCAGGAAAAUUAGAAAUGCCUUCCAAUUCAUAUAGUAAGACAGAGGGAUCACCCCAUCUUGCAGCUCUCAGGUUUUUUUUCUUUUUUUUGUGACAGUGUUGUGAUUUCAAGUGCCAGGUAAAAUCUAAUAUUGGAGUAUACCCUUAAAAUGCACUAUUUCUUCAUGGUAACUUCUGUAUUUCUCUGGUCAUAUUCUGUUCUGCAAUGUGCUAUACAAAGUAAAACAGGGUUUUUACAACAA
Rana temporaria (common frog) is the source of this 5457-nucleotide messenger RNA. It is a transcript of the gene ADGRA1, whose product is annotated as adhesion G protein-coupled receptor A1. The record is from RefSeq and is a predicted model, not a curated record. The transcript is spliced from 20 exons. Lineage: Eukaryota; Metazoa; Chordata; Amphibia; Anura; Ranidae. The coding region runs from base 216 to 4202 and encodes 1328 amino acids. Gene Ontology annotation, cellular component: plasma membrane; postsynaptic density; glutamatergic synapse. Gene Ontology annotation, molecular function: G protein-coupled receptor activity; protein binding. Gene Ontology annotation, biological process: cell surface receptor signaling pathway; G protein-coupled receptor signaling pathway.